Messenger RNA from Uranotaenia lowii, 1156 nucleotides. RefSeq names its product transmembrane protein 47. The record is from RefSeq and is a predicted model, not a curated record. NCBI's taxonomy places the organism in Eukaryota, Metazoa, Arthropoda, Insecta, Diptera, Culicidae. The transcript has 8 exons. Gene Ontology annotation, biological process: cell-cell adhesion. Gene Ontology annotation, cellular component: membrane; cell-cell junction. Bases 269 to 1075 code for a protein of 268 amino acids.
AUCGGUCGCGUACAGUUCGGUGAUUGGUUGUUACGGCGCGGUGAGAACGUGGGUCAAUUUUUUGCUACUAAAUUCGGUAAAGAUCGGUGAUACAUUCUGUGCUAGACAGAAGUGGGUUUGUGUAUUUUUUUCUGGUAUUUCCUCGGAAGUGUCCCUCCGGAAUCAUUUAUUUCGGAGGUCCAGGAAGUGUGGGUUGGAAGUACAAGGGAAUAUAAUAAGGUAGAAAAGGUGUUCUGCAAGUGUAAUAAAGUGUCAAUAUAGAGUGGAAAUGUCGAAGCCGUUCAUUGGAAGAAACGAUGAGUUGUAUCAAAAACAACUCGGAAUGAGUGGGGUGAUGUCGUCUUUUGAUGGAGAUUCGCUUGCCAACUACAGCGAGUUCGAUUCGGAGUCGGUGACGCUGGACUAUUUCAAAGAGAGCAACAAACGUGGUCCUUCUCCGGAUAAAAUGGCCCCGACGACGACAAUCGAAACCGUUACCAUCACCCGGCCGCUGAAGGUCAUCGCCUUCAUUUGCGGGGUGAUAGUGAUCGUUUUGAUGAUUCUGGCGCUCACAUCGACCGACUGGCUGAUGGCUGAGAACUGGCGCCAGGGUCUGUUCGUGCACUGCAUCGAGGAGGACUACGCCCCGCCACUGCCCUUCAACCUGCAGGAUCCCCCGGGCUGCUACCAGAGCCGUGACGUCACCUACAUCAAAGCAACGGCAGCGCUCUGCAUAAUCACACUGGUCACAGAUGCCCUAGCAACCAUUCUCACCGGACUUGGACUGCGGACGCAGGAUCACAACCUCAAGUACAAGUUCUACCGUAUUGCCGUUCUUGUCAUGAUGGUAGCCUUAAUCUCCCUGCUGGUAGCUUUGAUCCUGUACCCGGUGUGCUUCGCCGCAGAGCUUAAUCUAGAUCCCGUUACUCUUCUAGGAAACCGGCCGGUGUGGGAGUUCGGCUGGGCGUACGGCGUCGGCUGGGGCGCGGCCAUCUUCCUGUUCGGGGCCGUGGUGCUGCUCCUGUGCGACAAGGAAUCGGAGGAGAUCUACUACAAGGAAAGGAAAAUCGUACACGACACCUCGAUGCGAGACUAGGCCAGGCCACACGCCCUGCCCGAUGUUGUACUUUAGGCUUUUCAAAAGAAAAUUCGAGUAAAAACUAAUUGUCGUUCACAA